AUGAGUCUUAAAAAGAGAAAAAAGGACAAGAAUUUGGACUUAGAAGAACGAAAUAUUGAAAAGAGGGCCAAAGAAAUAUCUAUGAAAUCUUUUUUUGGGGUAAAAAACGGCCAUUGUAAGACAAUUGAGAGCAAAUUUAAUAAAGAGGCAUGGGUUAAUGGGCUCAAGGAAAAUGAGCGAGAAUUACUAAAGGUUGAGAUUGAGUUUUUGGAGGAAAGCUGGCUUAAAGUUUUGAAGGAUGAGCUUACAAAGCCGUAUUUUUUGAAGGGAAGAAAGUGGAGUCUCAAGAAUUUCUUAAAUACGGAGAAAAAAUCACAUAAGAUCUUUCCUCCAGACAAGGAUAUUUAUUCAUGGUCAUAUUAUACGCCAUUGAAUAUGGUUAAGGUUGUAAUUUUGGGACAAGAUCCUUAUCAUAACUAUAAUCAAGCACAUGGACUUUGUUUUUCAGUAAGGCCACCGACAUUGCCGCCUCCAUCUCUUAAAAAUAUAUUUAUUGCACUUCAGAACGAUUAUCCAUCUUUUAAAAUCCCGAAAACUGGGCUACUAACGCCAUGGGCUAAACAAGGUGUUCUUCUUUUAAAUUCAUCUUUAACAGUGCGUGCACAUCAAGCAGGAAGUCAUGCACAAAAGGGAUGGGAGGAAUUUACUAGUAAAGUUAUUCAAGUUGUACAAAAACAUCGAACGAAGGGGGUUGUUUUUCUUGCAUGGGGUUCACCUGCUACUAAAAGGGUUGAAAAUGUUGAUAAAAACAUUCAUCUUAUUUUAAAGAGCGUCCAUCCUAGUCCAUUGUCUGCAAGUAGAGGAUUUUUUAAUUGUGGGCAUUUUAAAAAAACAAAUGAAUGGCUUUCUCAAAAAUAUGGAGAAGAUGCUAUAAUUAAUUGGAAUUGUCUUGAUACAAACGAAACUAUUGAUUUUUCUAAAACAAAUGCCAUUGUAUCAGAAAGCUGUACUAAACCAGAAACUGCCUCCCUAAAAAUACCAUCGCAUUUUAAAAACGAAGAGAUAAAUCAGGCAACCGACAUAAUCAGUCUUUCUCAAGAAGAGUUAAUUGCAAUGGAAUCUAGUAUCACACUAGAAGAACUUGAUGGUAGUAUAUCAAGUAGUUCUGAAUCUAAUAAAGAAUAA
Molecule: messenger RNA, 1125 nt
Organism: Pneumocystis carinii B80
Lineage: Eukaryota; Fungi; Ascomycota; Pneumocystomycetes; Pneumocystales; Pneumocystaceae
Product: uracil-DNA glycosylase
Exons: 5
Coding region: 1-1125 (374 amino acids)
Biological process (GO): base-excision repair, AP site formation via deaminated base removal; base-excision repair
Cellular component (GO): nucleus; mitochondrion
Molecular function (GO): uracil DNA N-glycosylase activity
Source: RefSeq, a predicted model, not a curated record